This is a messenger RNA of Dufourea novaeangliae, 1774 nucleotides long. RefSeq lists its product as uncharacterized. The record is from RefSeq and is a predicted model, not a curated record. The transcript is spliced from 6 exons. Bases 221 to 1774 code for a protein of 517 amino acids. Lineage: Eukaryota; Metazoa; Arthropoda; Insecta; Hymenoptera; Halictidae.
CGUCUAUACUUUAUUAUUUAAUGGCUAUUACUAUCCAAACUGCUAGAUUUGAAUUUUUCGUUUCAAUUUUGUUUACGUUUACAUUCUAUUUUAUGAACUCUAACGGUUACUGUGCACUAUGUGAAAUGUCAUGUAAAGGGAAUGUGCUGUAGUAAGUUAGCAAACAAAUUUUCCGUAUCCGAUACGAUACAUGAAGUAAUGUUGUUAAAAUUCAUGGAAUAUGAUGCUCAUUAAGUCUAAUUCGACGGGUAAAUCCAAACGUAACACGUUACCAGUACGAAUUACGGAAUGUUCAACAUGCCCAAGGCCAAAUGAAAAUAACACGCAAAAAAAAGGUUAUGAAAGGACUCAACCAAUUAGAAUAAAACAGUUACUCAUAGAAGCUGAGGAUGCCAAAAGUACCUCACGUAAGAAGAGACUGCCUGAAAGAUUGGGCCCACGCUCGUGUACAAAAUCUUCAACAGUAAAAAAGCAAUACAAUGAACUAUGUACAUAUGAUCAAUCUGUGUGUUCUCAUAACCGUGUACGAAGAAAUCUUAAUUUCAAUGAUAUUUGCUACAAUGUUCAAAAAGAUCAAAAUGACAAUAAAAACAAAUUCAAGGAAAGAAAUUUUACAAGUGGCAUUCAACUUUGCAAAGAAUCAACUGAAUCGUUGAAAAGAAAAAGUUUCCUGUUACCACCAAACAGUAUCAAAGAUAAAUAUUUACAAAAAACUACAAGAGAAGUAAAUAAUUAUGUAAAAUUACCAAUAGUCUCAAAGAAAAAUAUACCUGCUGAUACAAACUAUACAGGUCUAAGUAUUAAUAUAAAUUCUGUAGAAUGUUGUGAAAUUCCAAAUGUAAUAAAACCUGUGCCAUUUUCUCAGUGUAUAAAUUAUCAACAAGUUACAGUAAAUGGUGAAGAUCCAUUAAGUGUCCAAAACAAUUUGUUACACCAAGUAUUUUCCCAAACUGAGAUUCAUUCAAAAUAUGAUGUAAUUGAUGUGCCAAAAACUCAAGAUGAAUGUAUUGGAAAUUUAUGCGAUGAUAUGCAAAAUACAAAAAUGAUGACACUUGAAAAUGACAAUGUACACAUUAGGCAUACUUCGUCUGAAAUGCUCUGUAUAGACAAAAAUGAACUUAUCUGUCUACAGUGCGAAUUGAAAAAUCUUGUAUCUACAACAGAAGAAAACUUAAUUAAGAUAAAAUCAACGUUGUCACAUGUAACGAAAUUAUUAUCUAUUCCAGACCAAACGGGGGCAAAAUCUGAAGUCUGUGAAGGAAAACAGGGAUACUCUGAAUCAGAGAAAGUGUCUAAUACGAUGUCAGACAGAGAACGUCAAAUAGAAAUUUGUUGCAAAUUAAUAGAACCGCCAAAAGAGAAUUUGAAGUCAGAUGCUGUGCAUGUUUCACAAAAUGUUGCAGCAGGGAUACAAAGUACAAAUACUAGCAAAUCUAAAAAAGAAGAUACGACUGAUAAAGAGAACCAUAAUGCAGAUGAGAGUUUUGUACAAUUAGAAAAUGAACUUAAUAUCGCGCAUGCAAACCCUGCCGUGCAACACUGUUCUCAAAAACUUACACCUAUAAUUACUAAGUAUCAGCAGAAACGUUCCUUGAGGGAAUAUAUGGUUUUAAAGUCGAGUAUGACCUUUCUAGAAACACCAGAUGGAAAGAAAUUUAAAUCCUUAUAUCAGAAAAACGAUACGGACGCAUCUGUUUUAAGCAGAACAUACCUUUCCAAUAAAGUGCUCACAGACCUUCAUAAUUUAUAUUCAGAUUCACCAGAAUCUAUUUAA